Osmerus eperlanus (European smelt) is the source of this 1672-nucleotide messenger RNA. It is a transcript of the gene hoxd9a, whose product is annotated as homeobox D9a. Gene Ontology annotation, biological process: proximal/distal pattern formation; DNA-templated transcription; anterior/posterior pattern specification. Lineage: Eukaryota; Metazoa; Chordata; Actinopteri; Osmeriformes; Osmeridae. Gene Ontology annotation, cellular component: nucleus. Gene Ontology annotation, molecular function: RNA polymerase II cis-regulatory region sequence-specific DNA binding; DNA-binding transcription factor activity, RNA polymerase II-specific. Bases 53 to 847 code for a protein of 264 amino acids. The transcript has 2 exons. The record is from RefSeq and is a predicted model, not a curated record.
GGGAAGGUUUCCGUAACAGUGUAACCUUUUAUAUGACUACGAAGGGAUCAAAAUGUCGACUAGUAGCACACUAAGUAACUAUUAUGUAGACUCUAUAAUGGGACAUGAACCGGAGGAUGUGUACGGUGCUCGCUUCGUCCAGGGUCCGCACACCGCGACCUCAAGGCCAUCAGGUGUAGGGGACAACGCAGAUUUUUCAUCCUGUAGCUUUGCACCUAAAACUGCCGUGUUCCCGUCGUCCUGGUCUUCAGUUCACCCGCAGUCCUCCGGUGCAGUGUCUGGGAUAUACCAUCCAUACGUUCACCAGUCUCAUCUCUCCGCGUCGGACAACAGAUAUGUUCGGUCUUGGAUAGACCCGAUUUCGAACCACGUUUCUUUUCCAGGCUUUCACUCCAACAGUCGACAUUAUGCAACAAAGAACGAAAGUUCACCACCGAAAAGGACAGAGACUGCGGUUGCCACUUUUGAAAGAGAAACUACUGUUGCCUCUGAUUACGCGUGUGGAGUAUCCGAGUGUCCCGAAAAAGUAGCCAAAGAGAGCAUUGGCAGUGAUAUUUCGAGUCACAGUGAGUCUAAAGAAGACAAACAACAACAACUUGACCCAAAAAACCCUGCUGCAAAUUGGAUUCAUGCACGUUCUACGAGGAAGAAGAGAUGUCCAUACACAAAAUAUCAGACACUAGAACUGGAAAAAGAAUUUCUUUACAACAUGUAUUUGACAAGAGACCGACGUUAUGAAGUUGCUCGAAUUCUCAAUUUAACUGAGAGGCAGGUCAAAAUCUGGUUUCAAAACAGAAGAAUGAAAAUGAAGAAGAUGAACCGAGAAAGAGGUAGUAAGGAUCAAUAAAGUCCAUGGAUUCCAUAGGUUGUGCUAGCUUAUUUGAUGCAUUAUUAGAAUAAAACUUUUUUUUUAAACACUCCAAGCUUUCUCUAUUAGUUAGGCUAAAGAAAACUCGUCUCGUGCCCGGAAUCUAUUUUUCAAAGCUCAGACAUGUCUUAAUAACAAAUGGUGGUAUCCAAAGUAUUUCGGAGAUAAGUUACAUUCUUGUGUAGUUAUAACCUGCCCACCAGGGAUUAAACCUGUGUUAAAUAAUUUGAAUUUUACUUGUUCAAUGUUACAUUCAUUGUUUUUGUUUUCUCUUCAAAUUUUGCAUAGCUCCAACUACGACUAACUUACAACCGAGAGUCAGGUAGCUCCUAUUUCAUGUUUCAUGUUUGAAUGUAAGAUUUGCUGUUAAAUUAGCCAGUGGGGUACCUAUAGAGCUAGGUUUCUAUGUAAACAUUAUAUUUAUAUUUUUAAAUUGUGUUUGACCUUCUGCAAAUGUAGCCUACGCCCAUCCUUAUACGGACGCCAAACACAGCCAAAUAACAUAUCAAUUUCUUAUAGCUUGAGAACAUCAAAGCCCCAUUAUAGCCAUUAGCCUAUUUGGAAACCAUUAUAAUGUGUAAACUUCUCUUACACAGACUUGAUCAUACUUCAUUGGGUUUUUACAUUUGCUACAAAUUAUGGGGUUUAAUCAUUCAUAGGCUACGUAAGAGACUCGAUAAAGUUAUGGUUACUCCGUUAGUCUAAUUUCUGUAGGCUACAUAAGGUUUGCGUGGAUUUCCCUUAAAACUUAUGAGAGGCCUGCAUUGUUGAGGGGAAAUAGUAAUAAAGUCUUUACGAUUGUGA